Meriones unguiculatus (Mongolian gerbil) is the source of this 1194-nucleotide messenger RNA. RefSeq names its product zinc finger protein 84-like. The record is from RefSeq and is a predicted model, not a curated record. The annotation marks the transcript as partial. The transcript has a single exon. Lineage: Eukaryota; Metazoa; Chordata; Mammalia; Rodentia; Muridae. Gene Ontology annotation, biological process: negative regulation of transcription by RNA polymerase II. Gene Ontology annotation, molecular function: DNA-binding transcription repressor activity, RNA polymerase II-specific.
AGAACACACACUGGAGAGAAGCCUUACAAAUGUAAUCAAUGUGGUAAAGCCUUUGCAAAAAGCAGUCAGCUCAUACGACAUAAAAGUACACAUACUGGAGAGAAACAUUAUGAAUGUAAUGAGUGUGGCAAAGCCUUUGCACAAAACAGUACUCUCUUAAGCCAUACAAGAACACACACUGGAGAGAAACCUUAUGAAUGUAAUGAGUGUGGCAAAGCCUUUGCGCAAAACAGUACUCUCUUAAGCCAUAAAAGAACACACACUGGAGAGAAACCUUAUGAAUGUAACCAGUGUGGUAAAGCCUUUGCACAAAACAGUCAUCUCAUAAGCCAUAAAAGAACACACACUGGAGAGAAACCUUAUGAAUGUAAUGAGUGUGGUAAAGCCUUUGCAAAAAACAGUCAUCUCAUGAGCCAUAAAAGAACACACACUGGAGAGAAACCUUAUGAAUGUAAUGAGUGUGGCAAAGCCUUUGCAGAAAACAGUACUCUCUUAAGCCAUAAAAGAACACACACUGGAGAGAAACCUUAUGAAUGUAACCAGUGUGGUAAAGCCUUUGCACAAAACAGUCAUCUCAUAAGCCAUAAAAGAACACACAUUGGAGAGAAACCUUAUGAAUGUAACCAGUGUGGUAAAGCCUUUGCAAAAAACAGUCAUCUCAUGAGCCAUAAAAGAACACACACUGGAGAGAAACCUUAUGAAUGUAAUGAGUGUGGUAUAGCCUUUGCACAAAACAGUACUCUCUUAAGCCAUAAAAGAACACACACUGGAGAGAAACCUUAUGAAUGUAAUGAGUGUGGUAAAGCCUUUGCAAAAAACAGUCAUCUCAUGAGCCAUAAAAGAACACACUCUGGAGAGAAACCUUAUGAAUGUAAUGAGUGUGGCAAAGCCUUUGCACAAAACAGUACUCUCUUAAGCCAUAAAAGAACACACACUGGAGAGAAACCUUAUGAAUGUAACCAAUAUGGUAAAGCCUUUGCAGAAAACAGUACUCUCUUAAGCCAUAAAAGAACACACAGCAAAGAGAAACCUUAUGAAUGUAACCAGUGUGGUAAAUCCUUUGCAGGAAAAAAUGAUCUCAUAAGACAUAAAAGAACACAUACUGGAAAGAAACCUUAUGAAUAUAUCCAACCUGAUAAAGCCUUUGCACAGCAGAGUACUCUCCAAAAACAGGAAAAGACACACAGUGGAGAG